AUGGCUAAAGACUGCUCCAAGACUCUUGAACAGACUCUCAAAUGCAUUAAUUGUGAAGGCCCUCACACAGCUAACUACAAACAAUGUCCAGAAUUUUUAAAGACAAAAGCCGAAAAACAAGCAUCUCUACCCACAUUCACUCAACAACGCGUUCAAACAACUCUCCGUCAACCUCCAGUAACAAUCACUCCACCAUCUAAUGAAGAUGCUCAAAUCUGCCCUCAGUCAUAUGCAACUGUCGUCGGCCCUAUGCCUUCAAAGUUACUAAGCCAGUCUGUCAAUCCAGACGCCAUCCAAAUGCUCACCAAUCUGCUCUCAGAGCCCACAGCCGGCACCGCCAACAUCAGAGACGUUCUCAUCUCUACUCUAACCUCCUUAUCCCCCUAUGAACUUCCCCUAUGA
Messenger RNA from Macrosiphum euphorbiae (potato aphid), 402 nucleotides. The record is from the annotation of a GenBank genome assembly. Lineage: Eukaryota; Metazoa; Arthropoda; Insecta; Hemiptera; Aphididae.